UGAAAAAAGAAAUAUUGGCAACAGUUGUUAGCUCAGGUGCCAAUCUUUAAAAAAACAAAAAGAACUAUGUUUAUACUGUAGUCUUUUCCGUGUGCAAUAACAUUCUGUCUUAAAAACAACAUAGCUACCUUACUUAAGAAAUACUUUAUUGCUAAAAAACGCUAACCGUCAUCUGAGCCUUCAGCGAGUCGUAAUCCUUUUGCUGGAGGCAGGUCUUGUAAAAAACGCAGUAUGUGCAGAGCGCACUAAGGCCACGUCUGCCUGUCCCUAGUUUUGGUGACUAUUUUCCAGUUCUCAAAAUCAUCUUCGUUGUUUUUAGAUGGGCCCGUCUGUUUUGACAGUGUCCUGCCCCUUCUGCUUCUGACCCCUUCUUUCACAUUUUGACCUUACGCAUCCUUGUCUUAGAGUCUCUGCCAGACACAGGUCGUAUCUCAAGCCACGGGCAUCCUUUCGUAUCGUCUGACUCCCUUUCAUGGCUGAUUCUGUGUAAUUUCGGACGUGACUCCUGGCCAGCCCGGGGCCUCUAUCUGCCGGCCUCCUGGGUGGUCUGUUCUGCAGGCAGGUCCUUCCCCAUGGCUGUGGCUUUGCCCCAGGAGCCUGGCCUCGGCCAGUUUGGGGUGCGGGCCUCAGCUCCAGGGCCCUGUCUCUACGUGGCCACAAAACCCACACCCCUUGGUUGCUGACGUUGGCACCUGGGCCCGCCCUGCUUUUCAACCUUCCAGGGGCUGAGCUUUCUGGGGCUUCCCUUAUUUUCUUACAAGCUGGUGACGCAUUUCUUUUAUCCAGCAUUGGCAGGUGUGCCGUAGUGGGGGGGCUGUUGGGGUUUGUGGGCAGUAAGAUUUCCGGAAGCGGAAUUUGGCAGCACUCGCUACUUUUGGACCCGUCUUCCGAGCGAUCGGCUGGGGGCCGGAUGUCGGGUCUCCGUCUUGCCGGUGGCUGGAAAGUGCAGGUGGAAACUUCCCCACCCCGUUCCACAGACCCUUGGCUGCCGAGUGGGAAUGCCUGGGAUGUCAGGUUAAUUCCUAGGAAUGUCCCAGGACCUGCCUGUCACCAUGGCCACAGGAAGACUCCUGCUCUGCUCUCUGCUGCUCCUGUCGCUGCAGCUGGGCCUCGGUGGGGACCCUGGUGCUCGGGGAGCUCUGGUGGCGGAGGGACAGCUCCUGUCUGAGCUGGCAGCACACAGAGGGACCCAGAAGCCACAGCUGGGUGCCCGCCUGCGCCGAGCCGCGGCCAGCCAGUGCCAGCUGUGGAGCCUGUCCCUGCCCGUGGCAGAGCUGGGCCUGGGCUACACGUCGGAGGAGACGGUCAUCUUCCGCUACUGUGCCGGCAGCUGUCCCCGCGGCGCCCGCACCCAGCACGGCCUGACGCUGGCCCGGCUGAGGGGCCAGGGCCGAGCCCACGGCGGGCCCUGCUGCCAGCCCACCCGCUACGCUGAUGUCGCCUUCCUCGAUGACCGCCACCGCUGGCAGCGGCUGCCCCAGCUCUCGGCGGCUGCCUGCGGCUGUGGUGGCUGAGGAUGCCUGGCUAGAGGUCCUGCAGCCACACGACAAGCGCUGCUGACUUAUUUCUUGGAGAUACGGAUGCCGAGAAGACGAGAAGGGGGGGUGGGCUGGGGCCACAGCAAGGGGCACAAUAAAGUAAAUUGCUCCUGUGGCCUCGUAACU
This is a messenger RNA of Equus caballus (horse), 1664 nucleotides long. NCBI's taxonomy places the organism in Eukaryota, Metazoa, Chordata, Mammalia, Perissodactyla, Equidae. The record is from RefSeq and is a predicted model, not a curated record.